This is a messenger RNA of Mya arenaria, 1478 nucleotides long. RefSeq names its product aggrecan core protein-like. Lineage: Eukaryota; Metazoa; Mollusca; Bivalvia; Myida; Myidae. The transcript has 4 exons. The coding region runs from base 97 to 1101 and encodes 334 amino acids. The record is from RefSeq and is a predicted model, not a curated record.
UUGUUCUUUCAGUUCAGAAAAUAAACAGACACUGUGUGUUUUGUCGGUGACUUUGUGUGAAGAAGUUAAGUAUUACAUUCUUAGCGCAACGGAAAAAUGGAACAUAUUUUUGAAUUUAGUGAACUUACAACUCAACGGAGAUGGCUGCAGUUAUUGGUGGUGUUUGUUUUUUUUAAUUCAACUGCAGCGACAACCGGGUUUCGAACAUCAGGACUGCAGUUCAGUACGAAGUCCAACGUAACUGUGCCGACAGUAAUCUUUACCCAGAUCAGUCUAGAAAAGUGUUGGGAAGAGUGUACAGCAAGGGUGGCCUGUCGGGCCUUUAACUAUUACAAUCUUUAUAAACUCUGUGAGCUAGACAUUCUUGGGAAUUUGACUGAUGUAUCUACCAGUCAAACAUUUGAUCAAAACGGCGUUGUAUAUUGGUCAAAGACAGAGUUUCCGACCACCAUUCCUUGUGGACCUGCCGGAUCUGUGAACUGCUCCUUGGGACAAACUUGUGACAAGAAUUCAGGCACAUGUAAAAUAAAAGAAUGCGGACCGCUCAAUGUAUCGAAUGAGAUUCUUGUUCGUGGGAAUGUGAACAGGGUCGGCAGCUUUAUUCGUCUUGGCUGUAAAGAAGGCUACGUCCCGUCUUACACCAGGGACAUUGUCGAAUGUGGCAUUGACGGUCAGUGGACCGAAUACGACAUAACUUGCAAGAGAUGCGAUGAGGGUUGGGCAAUGUUUUAUUCUUCUUGCUAUACGCUGUUCCAUCACAGCGUUUCCUGGGUCGAUGCAAAGACCAGGUGCGAGCAGGCAAAGGCCACCCUAGUUUUAAUCACAAGUGAAGAGGAGAGCAAUUUCACCAAUGCAAACUUAUUGUUAGGAAAUCGUGCGCAUGAAAUUUGGAUUGGAACUCGCGAUAUAGCAGAUGAGGGAACGUCGACAUCGGAAUCUGGAGAGAUAUGGUUGUUUCAGCAUUUUGCUGCGAAUGAGCCAAUACAUAUUUCUUCAGCAAAAUGCCAUAUAAUGCUUUAUGAACAAAGAGGUGAUAAUUGGUGGUAUUCUCUUGGUUGCGAACAUGGCAAAUUACCUCAUAUAUGUGAGAAACCGAUAUGAAUAUGUAUCGCAAGAUUCCCGUUUGAACUCUACUAAAAUACAGUAAGUUAGUGUAAGGCAUAAUACUUUAUAUCAGGAUUCCCGUUUUCAAUAUAGUAUACUACUGUCAGUUAUGAUAAUGCAUCAAACUAUAUCUUAAGACUCCCGUUUUACCUUAACUAUACUACAGUAUGUUAUGAUAAUGCAAAAAUCAAACUAAAUCUCAAGCUUCCCGUUUACAUUCUAGUGUACUACAGUCAGCUACGAUAAUGCAUCAACCCAUAUCUCAAGAUUCCCGUUUGCACUCCUCUAUUCUACAGUCAGCUAUGAUGAUGCAUCAAACUAUAUCUCAAGAUUCCCGUUUGCACUUUAGUAUACUACAGUCACCUAUGAUAAUG